GUAGAAAGUCAUCCCAGAAUUUCAGUCUAAACUGUACAUAGGUGUCCAAAGUCACCCCAGAUUUCAAGUCAAAAACAGAUUAUGCCAUGGAACGAGAAAGAUGAAUGCAGUUCAGAGUCUGAUUACGAAUUAGCUAGUGAAUCAAUUGAUCAUGAUUAUAUUGACCAGGUUAUAAGCAAGACAAUUGGUUGUGAACCAAUAGAAAAUUCUAACCUUGAUGAAAAUGUUGACCUAUGCGCAGAAACCAAUGUUAAACAAUCUAAAUCAGAGAUGAAUGAGGGGAUAAAAGAAGUGGAUACACAAGAAAAUGAAUAUUCUGAUGAAGAUCUGAUUGCUGUUAAAGAUGAGGUUCUUUCUUUAAAAACUAAGGGUAACGAAAUUUAUAAGUGUGGAGAUUACAAUAGUGCAAUGCAAAUUUAUUCAAAGGCCAUUGUAUUGUGUCGGAGCCAGUUAAAUGAUUUACGUUCAAUACUUCAUGCAAAUCGUGCAGCAUGCCAUGUUUCAGAAUCAGAAUACAAAAUAGCUGAAGAAGAUUGCAGCAUUUCCAUUGAACUCAAUCCUCAAUACCUGAAGGCAAUUUUACGUAGAGCCCAAGUCAGAGAAAAGCUUGAAAAGUUGAGUCCAGCCUUGGAAGAUUAUAAACGAGUAAUUGAACUUGAUUUUCGGCAAGGAAUCGCAGUAGAAGCUGCUAAACGGUUGCCAAAAGAAAUUGAAAUUCAACAAGAAAAAAUGAAAGAGGAGUGCAUGUCUAAAUUGAAAGACUUGGGAAAUCUUGUUUUGAAGCCCUUUGGUUUAAGCACAGAGAAUUUUAACAUGGUUCAGGAUCCAAAUUCUGGAGGAUACAACAUUCAGUUUUCACAGGACAAAUAAGAAUCUCUUGAUACACCUUCUCCUUCAGCUCAACAAAGUUUCUAGAAAAUGCCAAUAAUUCAGACCAGA
Bolinopsis microptera is the source of this 939-nucleotide messenger RNA. Its product is annotated as tetratricopeptide repeat protein 1-like. Bases 82 to 870 code for a protein of 262 amino acids. Gene Ontology annotation, molecular function: protein binding. NCBI's taxonomy places the organism in Eukaryota, Metazoa, Ctenophora, Tentaculata, Lobata, Bolinopsidae. The transcript has 2 exons. The record is from RefSeq and is a predicted model, not a curated record.